This is a messenger RNA of Symbiodinium necroappetens, 526 nucleotides long. The record is from the annotation of a GenBank genome assembly. NCBI's taxonomy places the organism in Eukaryota, Dinophyceae, Suessiales, Symbiodiniaceae.
AUGUUCGGAACAAGCGGAGGCGGCGCGGCCAGCAGCGGCAGCUUGUUCGGGAGUACUGCAGCUUCCGGUAGCCUUUUCGGCGCAGGCUCAGGUGGCGCUGCCAGCAGCGGCGGUAGCCUCUUUGGAAGCACUGCAGCCUCCAGCGGUGGUAGCCUCUUCGGAGGGAGCGCUGGCUCGGGAGGAAGCUUGUUCGGCGCCGCCCCUGCAAGCAGCGGUGGGAGCCUUUUUGGCGCAGCCACUGGCGGCAGCCUCUUUGGAGCAGGAACUUCAGGUGGUGCCACUAGCAGCGGCGGCAGCCUCUUCGGAGCUACUGCAGCCAAUCCGCUCUUCGGAGCGAGCUCGGGUGGCGCUGCCAGCAGUGGUGGUGGCCUCUUUGGCGGCACUCCGGCCUCUAGCGGCGGGAGCCUCUUCGGUGCUGGCUCGGGUGGCGCUGCCAGCAGCGGUGGAGGACUGUUUGGGGCCACCCCAGCUUCCAGCGGGGGUGGCCUCUUCGGUGCUAGCUCGGGUAGCGCUGCCAGCGGCGGCG